Molecule: messenger RNA, 840 nt
Organism: Sebastes umbrosus (honeycomb rockfish)
Lineage: Eukaryota; Metazoa; Chordata; Actinopteri; Perciformes; Sebastidae
Exons: 6
Coding region: 21-680 (219 amino acids)
Biological process (GO): immune response
Cellular component (GO): membrane
Molecular function (GO): tumor necrosis factor receptor binding
Source: RefSeq, a predicted model, not a curated record
GAAAGCCCUGUCAACCUGACAUGUCUCUCAGAGAGGAGCAGCAGAUGAAUUUGGACACUGAGAGUGCAACACAUGCUGGAAUGGAGUGUCAGUCGAAGUCCUCUCAUAAGUACCUGCUACUGCAGGUGUGGUGCGGCAUGCUCACUGUGGCCGUGGUGGUUAUGGCUGCACUCGUCAUUUCAAUCAAACCAAAGUCAACUGAGGGAGCAGUCCCUACACUGAAGCCAGAUAAUGUCAGUCUAACAAGUCCAACAGCCAAUGUGCCUCCCUCAAAGUUAACAGGAUCCUCUCUAUCGUUCAUUCAGCUAACCAAGACUCUGGAGGAUAAGUGGGAAGACUCAACCCUCGAGUGUACCUCCUGCUCCCUUGUCCUGAACGAAGACUCCAUCUACUGCAAAGAGAGCAGCCUCUACUUCAUCUACGCCCAGGUCACCUUCAGCAAGCUCCAAGAAAGCAGCAAGAAAAAUCAGACCAAAUCUGUGUUUCUGAAAAGAAACCCCACGCCUGGUAGAAGUAUGAGGGUAUUGGUUGAGGGGACCUUCCCGAACACAACAGAGGGCACUGUGUGGGUGUCCAAGAUUGUCAAACUCAAAUUCAGGGACAGUGUCAGCAUAGAUAUCAAAGGUGAUCAUCAAACACACAGCAUGUCGACAUUCUGGGGUGCCUAUAAGCUUCAUUAGCACUGCAGGUCUCCAGGAUUUGUUACUAUACAAGAGAGAAUCAUUUGGGGUUGGACUGGUAUGUUAUUAGUAGGCCUAUACUAAGAAUUAGGGGUGUAAAUCACACCUUUCAUCAUGAUACAAUAUUAUAUUGAUUCUUUUUUACAACGAUACAAUAUCU